AGAGUGAUUAGUCUAAAUUGAAAAGGUGUCKGAUCAGGUCUCCUAGCGCGCACMAUUGUCGAACUGCCUGGCGAGGAURACAUUAUUUUCUUGACCUUCAGUAAAACAAGGUUUAGGAAAAGAGCUGAAUGAAGUCAGAGUUUGACUUUCAACCACUUAUCAGAAAGUCGUCUGGAUAUUGUUUCGCUAGCAGCAUAACUUCUUCACACACACAUCUUCUGUGCGGUCUGCUCCUUGAGCCUCGGCUCCAAGCACCUGACAAACGCUAGCUGAGCACUACUCUACACUCCGCCAAUCCUUCAACAGGGACCGGAAAACCUGUGAACACAUUUACAAUACUGGUUGGCGGAAACAGCUGAGAACCCGACACACACCUUGCCCUAAGGACAAUUCCAGGCAGACUCCAUUUGAUUUACAUCAGGACAGACAACCAGGCCCCAUACACAAACACACACUCUGGAAACCAAGCAACCAACAGAAGGCAGAGGAACACAGCCUCUAACAACCAACUACCCCACCUAUCUCACCAUCUCACCCAGUUGAUGCCUAGCCUAACCUAGGCCCGGAGAUAAYAAUGUUCUCUGCUGGCUGUUCUGGUUGAUUCCUAUCUGACUGACACAGGCAGACAGACUGGCUGGUUUGGGCGCUUUGUGACGCUCUUCUGUACGUUCAUCAUCAUUGUUUAUCCGAAGGAAUCAACAUGCACCUGACUGGGUAAGGUUGAGGCCUCGACUACCAAGGACCACUUAGACGCGGUUGAGACAACUGACCUCGUAAGGACCGUGUGUGGUUACUGGUCACUGGUGUGGCGGUCAGUCAUGGGUAAGGAACAGGACUUCCUGGUGGCAGUGAAGAGUGGAGACACCCUCCUGGCAAACAAACUCCUGGCCAAGGUUAAAUGCAACAAAACCAAGUUGCUGAGUUCCACAAAGAGGCUGAACAUCAACUAUCAGGACUCAGAUGGGUUUUCAGCGUUACACCAUGCAGCUCUAACYGGCACCACUGAACUGCUGUCUCUACUACUGGAGGCUCAAGCCACUGUGGACAUCAAAGACACCAAUGGUAUGCGUCCGCUCCACUAUGCAGCGUGGCAGGGUAAAGCUGACUCUGUGUUGCUGCUACUAAGAGCUGGAGCAUCAGUUAACACACCGUCACAGGACGGACAGAUACCUCUACACCUGUCUGCACAGUAUGGACACUACCAGGUGGUGGCUCAGUUGUUAUUGAGCAGUAACAUGGUGGUAGCUCUGUUGGAGGGGGAGGAGCUAGACGGUCUAGACUCUGCCUCCUCCAACACACCCCUUCACCUGGCCGCUCGCAAUGGACACAAAGACAUCAUCAGCUAUGUAACACGUACAACCAGACAGCUCUGGACAACGUUAACCAGUUCACCACCUCAUCAGCKAGCAAGGACAUCAAGAUACUAUUACGAGAAGCYUUAGGGUCUCUCCAGGUGAGAGCGGUGAAGGACUACUGGAACCUUCAUGACCCUACAGCCCUCAACCUCCGAGCAGGAGACCUCAUUAUGGUGUUGGAGCAGCACAUGGACGGGAGGUGGAAAGGUUAUAUCCAUGACAACCAGAGAGGAACGGACCGGGUUGGAUACUUCCCUCCGUCUGUAGUGGAGGUCAUCAGCAGGAGAGCAGGGGGUACUCUCUCACGUCAGGUCUCGUUGCCAAGCCAACGGCAGCAGCACUUCCUGUCCAGAGCUCCUCCCACCAGUAUUGGCUCCACCCCCCAGACUGAUGACUCCUACACCUUGUACUACGACCACGCAGCAGGAGACAGGAACAGUGUUGGCAGUGCAGGCAGCAGUGCAGGUAGUGUGGGCAGCAGUCGUAGUGCUGGCAGCGGGCAGAGCUCCGAGAACAGCUUUGGACAGAACGGGUCACACACUCGCCAAACCGCAGCCACAUUGGGUUCCUACAUGGCCAAGCUGGCUCCCUCUGCUGGUGAAUCAGAACAGCAGUUUCGCUCAGUAGGACCAGUCCACAACAAACAACCUGAUGGAUCUACAGGUGGUCCGCGUCAUCAGGUCAGCGGUGGUACUCGGUCAGGGGAGCAGGGUGGCUUCCUGCGUCCAGAUCAGCUCCUGGAGGGCAGGGACUCUGAGGCCAUCUACCAAUGGCUGUGUGAGUUCCAGCUGGAGAGCUACACUGCUAACUUCCUUACAACAGGAUACGAUGUGCCUACUAUCAGUAGGAUGACCCCAGAGGACCUGACAGCUAUCGGUGUGACCAAGCCAGGCCACCGUAAGAAAAUCUCCAUGGAGAUAGGUAACCUAAACAUCCCAGAAUGGCUACCUGACUACAUCCCUUCUGAGCUGUCAGAGUGGUUGAGUGCAAUUGGUCUCCCUCACUACCAGAAAAGACUGUGUGAGAACGGUUAUGACACCAUCAGCAUCGUCAAGGAUAUCACAUGGGAAGACUUAUCAGAGAUAGGAAUCACUAAACUGGGUCAUCAGAAGAAGCUGAUGUUAGCCGUGAAGCGUUUAUGCGACCUGCAUCGUUCUCGUCACCAUGCCAUUGGCUCCGGCACGCUACGGUGUAGUAAACCCCUCGCGGCUCUGGAGCUGGUGGCUAUCGAGCCCCCCGAGCCCCCUGCCGACUGCUGCCCCCCAUCCCCCCACACUCCCAGGACACCCCUCCUUUCCUUUCAGGACAGCGAGCUGAGCACAGAGCUUCAAAACGCCAUGAUGGGCAGGGCAGGAGGAGGAGGGGUGGGGAUAGGGGGGUUUGGGAUGGGUGUGAGAGGUGUGGUGAGGGGUGUGGUGUCGCCGAUGUCACUCAGCCAGGAGAGCAUUGGAACGCGCUCCCGCGGAUCUGGGAAUUCUGGGAAUUUUUCGGGAUAUUCCCAAGAGCAUCACCAACAGACUCUGGCAUCGGCUGGAGCGUACAGUCGCUCGGACGAGAGCCUGGGGGGAGUGGGAGGAAGGUGGGCGAGACAGGAGGGAGGAGGGAGUCCAGAGAGAGACAGGCAGAGACCCACAGAGUUGUGGUCAGACCAGCUGCGCCAGCCCCCCAUCACCCCUCCUCUCACCCCCAGCAAGAUGCCCCGCUUCGCCUACCCAGCCGGGCCCAGUAAACCCAAACCCUGCCAGUCCCCUGCCCACGCCCACCGCCCCUCCUUCUCUCCCCAGGCCUCCCCCACACAGKGGACCUUCAGUUACCUCCACACCCAGGGAGGAGGUACCGAUCUGGGCCAGCGUGGUCUACCCAAGCCCCAUGCUGGAGCUGUCCCCCUCCCAGGACUAGAGGCCCUUAAGGGCCCUAAGAAACGCACCCAGAGUCUGACCCACUAUUCCCUGUCAGAUGGAGAACCGGAAGACGACGAGUUAUCGGCGCAGGAAUCCGUUCCCCCGGUGACCAUGCCCUCGUAUGCCACACUAGGGCGCAAACCAGGCCGCGGUCAAUCCUCCGCAGUCCAACGKCACAUCAGCCGGAGCCACACAUUCGCUGUGCGCUCUCGCCACAAAGGCCCGCCCCCACCGCCACCUAGGAGGUUGAGCUCAGUGAGUGGCAGCCAGGCCAACGAAUCAGGAGGAGCGGCAGUAGUGUCAGUGGAGGUGGAGGUGCCAGGGGUGGAGACUGAGAGUGCAGGCAGUGUGAGGAGCAUCGCAGCCAGGCUACAGGGGUCCGGGCCCAGGGGCAGUCCCCCUAAGGGGGUAGAGUUAUCCUCCCCACYCACCCCCACCCUCGCCUCCCACAAACCUGUACCCGCUCUGGGGCUGGAAGGCCUGAGGAGGAUGGGGAGCGAGCGGAGGGAUAGAGAUGGAGGGAUAGAGAGAAUCCAAGAAGAGGAGGGGGAGAGAGGGAGGAAGAGUGGUUCAGUAUUGGAAAGCUCUACGUCGCUUCAGAGGAGCUCCAGUGAGAAUCUCCCCUUCGCAGAGGAGGGCAACCUCACCAUCAAACAGCGGCCCAGGUUGGGAGCAGGUUGCCAGGCAGAGCCUGAAAUCCAACCCCAGGCUUCUCUAGAAGACCCAAAGAUGCAGCCCCCAAAGUCCCUGGAGGUCCCAGAGUUCAACCUCAAAGAGUCGGACACGGUCAAACGGCGGCGUCAGCCCAAAGACCGGGACACACACACACUGGACGAGAUCUUCACCCCCAGCGAAGAUGACGCACACACACAGCCCCACACACACAGCCGGUCCAACGGCUUCCACACACACACAAACAGAGACAUAAAGAGUGAGGAGGAAGCAGGUGUGGGGUCAGAGCGCAGUUUACAGAGAGUAGGAUCGACAGGGAAAGGCCAGAAACCACCUCUGUCCUCCAAACCAACCAGCCCUCCACUCAAACCAGCUGGUCAACAGAUACACACAACUACAUCUAAACCAGGCAGUCAACCGAUACACACAACUACAUCUAAACCAGGCAGUCAACAGAAGACAGCAACAACGUCCAAAUUAACCACUCCUAUACCAGCCAAUCAACAAAUACACACAACUUCAUCAAGACCAGCCAGUCAACAGACACGGGCAACUAUCCAUAUACCAGCCAGCCCACAAAAUACACACACAACCAACUCUAUACCAAUCAAUCCACAGAAACUAGUAACAGCAACCAAACCAGCCAGUCCACAGAAAACAAUAACAUCCAAGCCAGUAAAUCACCAGACGCCUGCUACUGUCUCUAGACUUCCCCAGCGCAGCACAUCCAUAACGUCAGCCCCUACAGCCCGUUCCCCUGGUGUGACUCUCAAUGUGGUCCAGAGUGUGGUUUUCACUUCCCCAGCCCAGGCAGCCCCCGUUUCAUCCUACCACACCUCAGGGCCUCCAGGCCAGGCAGGGCGAGCAGUAAAGGCCCAGGCUGGUAAGGCCUGCUCYGAGGUACUGGUUCAGAGGAGGCUGGAUGAGACCAGCACGUCACUCGAGGAAGCGUUGAAAGAUGUAGAGAGGAAACUGGCUCAGGACGACACUAACGGUCACAGCGGCACAGUGAAAGCAGCAGGGAAUAUUCUGGAUGAAAUCGGCAACAUGUUUGGUGACCUCGCUGACCAGCUGGAUGCCAUGUUGGAUUAAAUCCUCUUCAUUUCACUCAAGG
Molecule: messenger RNA, 5042 nt
Organism: Salvelinus sp. IW2-2015
Lineage: Eukaryota; Metazoa; Chordata; Actinopteri; Salmoniformes; Salmonidae
Source: RefSeq, a predicted model, not a curated record